Oncorhynchus kisutch (coho salmon) is the source of this 4726-nucleotide messenger RNA. RefSeq names its product zinc finger protein 135-like. Lineage: Eukaryota; Metazoa; Chordata; Actinopteri; Salmoniformes; Salmonidae. The record is from RefSeq and is a predicted model, not a curated record. The transcript has 3 exons. Bases 420 to 2936 code for a protein of 838 amino acids.
UGGUGUGGAGCAUUCCUCAAAUAAUUUGGCAGAAACAUCUUUGUUUUGGUGACGGUCUUAGUUUGCCACAAAACCACCACUGACACGACCACUGCUUACAGCUGCUGCUGAGAAACCAGGGGAGGCUGAAGUAAUUCUGAACAAGCCAAUUAACCCACUAUUCCCCAGGAUGCCGUCAGUGUAAAUAAUAAUUUGUUCUAUACUGAGUUGCCUAGGUAAAUAAUGUUUUUUUUUUUUUAAAGGUCUGUACCUUGUAGUUAACUCUCCAUCCACAUAGAGGCGCUGUGUUUUUGGCUUGCCACCCGCUGAUACAGGCGGAAGUGAACUUACGAGUGGACUUUUCUUUCUUGUGAACAACGUUCCUUCUUUGUGGAAGAAGCUACCAGCUGAAUAGCUAACUAGCUACCAGUCAAUUUAAAAUGUCUAAACAACAGUUGUUUCGUGUGUUUUUAAAUGAGCGCUUAACUUCGGCUGCUGUGGAGAUUUUCGGUGCAGUUGAGAAAACGGUAGUGAAAUACCAGGAGGAGAAUGAUCGGCUACGGAGACUGCUGCGGAUCAAACCGGAGGUUAAACUAUGUAGAACAGACUCCCUGCAGCUCUCUGUCUCUGAAGAGGAGGUUCCCCCUGAGCAGCAGCACUGUGAGCAGGAGUGGAGCCCCAGUUUGAGGCAGGAGGACCCAGAUACCACACUGAUUAAAGAGGAACAGGAGGAAGUCAGGACCAGUCAGGAGGAAGAGCAGCUUCAAGGGUUCUUUGAUACCAAAGACUCCAUAUUCACUCCUUCCUGUGUGAAAAGUGAAUGUGAUCUGGAGGACCCAUGUCAAGAAGCCGUACUAGCUGAACACCCAACUCUCAGUCCACUGAAAACAUCUAAACUACAGUUGUUCUGUGUGUUUUUAAAUGAAUGUUUAACGGCAUCUGCUGCUGUUGAGAUUCUUGGUGCGAUUGAGGAAACAGUAGCAGAGUACCAGGAGGAGAAUGAUCUGCUACGGAGACUGCUGCGGAGGACACCAGAGAUAAAACUAUGUAGAAUAGACUCCCUGCAGCUCUCUGUCUCUGAAGAGGAGGUUUCCCCUGAGCAGCAGCACUGUGAGCAGGAGUGGAGCCCCAGUCUGGGGCAGGAGGACCCAGAGACCAUACAGAUUAAAGAGGAACAGGAGGAAGUCAGGACCAGUCAGGAGGAAGAGCAGCUUCAAGGGCUCUUUGAUACCAAAGACUCCAUAUUCACUCCUUCCUGUGUGAAAAGUGAAUGUGAUCAGGAGGACCCACUUCAGUCCUUGACUCUUCCCCAAACCCAGACUGUGGAGAACAGAGAGAGAGACUCUAAACCAGUGAAUCUCACACCUUUUGUCACUGUGACCCACAUUAAGGGUCUCAACAUUCCCUGUGACCCUCCAGAUAAUCAAAACAAUGCCUCCAGACACAGUUCAGCUGUAAGCAGCUACACAGUAGGACUUGACAGCUGCCCACCAUUUGAUCCCAGUCCACCAUUAGAUCCCAGUCCACCAUUAGAUCCCAGUCCACCAUUGGAUCCCAGUCCACCAUUGGAUCCCAGUCCACCAUUGGAUCCCAGUCCACCAUUGGAUCCCAGCCCACCAUUGAAACAUUGUUCCAAACCCAACACCACAUCUAGAAAAACUCACCACUGCCGUGACUGUGGUGCAACAUUUGCUCUGAAAGCUGACCUGCAGAGACACGUGACUCUCUUCAGUAAGAUACCCAGUGAAUGUAGUUCCUGCCAAAAACACUACAACUCCACCUGUAAACUGAAGGCCCAUGUCCGACUCUGUCACAGUGGGAAACCCUGUAUCUGCCCUGUUUGUGGAAAGACCUUCAAACUCAAAGGAGUUCUGUCCAAGCACAUGAGGAUUCACACAGGAGAGAAAUCCUUUAUCUGUGGUGACUGUGGGAAAAGCUUCAAUCGCACGGAUUUCCUAACCAGACAUAAACUGACUCACACAGGAGAGAAGCCAUUCACCUGUGGUGACUGUGGGAAAAGCUUCAAUCGGAAGGAGACCUUAACUACGCACAAACUGACUCACACUAGAGAGAAACCAUUUAGCUGUGGUGACUGUGGGAAAAGUUUCAAUCGGAAGGUGAGCCUAACUGAACAUAAAUUGACUCGCACAGGAGCGAAACCAUUUAGCUGUGGUGACUGUGGGAAAAGCUUCAUUCGGAAGGUGAGCCUAACUGAACAUAAACUGACUCACACAGGAGAGAAACCAUUUGUCUGUGGUGACUGUGGGAAAAGCUUCAAUCGGAUAGGGCACCUUUCUGAACAUAAACUGACUCACACAGGAGAGAAACCAUUUAGCUGUGGUGAAUGUGGGAAGAGCUUUAUUCAGAACAGGGCACUAAGUAGACAUUUACUGACUCACACAGGAGAGAAAUCAUUUAGCUGUGGUGACUGUGGGAAGAGCUUUAUUCAGAAGUGGGACCUAAGGAGACAUAAGCUGACUCACACAGGAGAGAAACCAUUCACCUGUGGUGACUGCGGGAAAAGCUUCAAUCGCAAGCAGACCUUAACUACGCACAAACUGACUCACACCAGAGAGACACCAUUUAGCUGUGGUGACUGUGGGAAAAGCUUCAUUCAGAAGGGGAUCCUAAUGAGGCAUAUACUGACUCACACAGGAGAGAAACCAUUUAGCUGUGGUGACUGCGGGAAGAGCUUUAUUCUGAAAGGGGACCUAAGAAGACACAUGCUGAUUCACACAGGAGAGAAACCAUUCACCUGUGGUGACUGUGGGAAAAGCUUCAAUCGCAAGCAGACCUUAACUACGCACAAACUAACUCACACCAGAGAGAAAUCAUGUAGCUGUGGGGACUGUGGGAAAAGCUUCAAUCGGAAACAUCAUGGCUGCUCAGUCUGUGAUAAAAUAUUAAUUCAGAAGACUAAUCUGCUAACACGUGAAAAACAACCACAAAGAAAGUGAAUGAGGACACAGAGAGGAGACUAAGAGUUGGUCCACAGUUGUAUCUCAAUACUCUCUAACUGGUCCUCCUGAUCCUGCUCAGUCCAAUGUCACAGUAAUUCUAUAAUGGGACUUUUGUCUGAACCUAACAGGUAAUGUUGCUACUCUUUGUGUAUGAAAUGGACAAUCUGCAGUUCAGACAACCACCAGUUUUUAGGUGAACAACUGAGGGAUGAUGUUGGAGAGGUGUGAACACUCAAUGUCGUAGACAGAUCUGUAGAUAUGUCCAGAUCUGAUGCAGGUUUCCCAAUAGGCCCGUUGGGGGAUUUAUUUGGCUCGCAAGUUUUUGGGUGUAAAUGGUUUUACAGUACCAGUCAGAAGUUUGUAUAUAUAUACAUACACAUUCAAGGGUUUUUCUUUAUUUUUACUAUUUUCUACAUUGUACAAUAAGUUGCCACCCAGGUGUAUCCGAUUUCAAGAAAUUGUAGAAAACAUCUCCCUUAUAUAAUCAAUGUGAGCAUUACUUAACCUGGGGAGUAGUGAUUGGAUAAUGGGGGAUGUUUUGUAACCAGUAGAGUAGUGAUUGGAUAAUGGGGAUGUUUUGUAACCAGGGGAGUAGUGAUUGGAUAAGGGGGAUGUUUUGUAACCAGUAGAGUAGUGAUUGGAUAAGGGGGGGGUUGUAACCAGGGGAGUAGUGAUUGGAUAAGGGGGAUGUUUUGUAACCAGGGGAGUAGUGAUUGGAUAAGGGGGAUGUUUUGUAACCAGGGGAGUAGUGAUUGGAUAAGGGGGAUGUUUUGUAACCAGGGGAGUAGUGAUUGGAUAAGGGGGAUGUUUUGUAACCAGGGGAGUAGUGAUUGGAUAAGGGGGUAUGUUUUGUAACUAGGGAGUAGUGAUUGGAUAAGGGGGAUGUUUUGUAACUAGGGAGUAGUGAUUGGAUAAGGGGGAUGUUUUGUAACUAGGGGAGUAGUGAUUGGAUAAGGGGGGGUUGUAACCAGGGGAGUAGUGAUUGGAUAAGGGGGAUGUUUUGUAACCAGGGGAGUAGUGAUUGGAUAAGGGGGAUGUUUUGUAACCAGGGGAGUAGUGAUUGGAUAAGGGGGAUGUUUUGUAACCAGGGGAGUAGUGAUUGGAUAGGGGGGUAUGUUUUGUAACUAGGGGAGUAGUGAUUGGAUAAGGGGAAUGUUUUGUAACUAAGGGAGUAGUGAUUGGAUAAGGGGGUAUUCCUGUAUUGUGUGAAUCAGAUGUAACUGGUUGAGGGAGCAGUUUACCAGCGAGGCUGGACUGUAUAUAAGUCAUUGUUGGCAAGUCAUUUUUCUUUGUCUGCAGACGGCCUGUUUUUAGGACCUCUUUCUCUCUGAGGCCUUUUUGUUAAAUAUUCUACUGCUGUAUGUUGUUGUUGUUGACUUGUUAUCCACACAUGCAGGGUCAUAUAAUUAGUACUUUUCUUUAGGAGGAACAGGAUUGUGUUUCCUGGAGGUGGAGAGUUGGGGAGACCAUAGGAUGUGUAGACUGAUUAUAAAGGGCUUUGCUUGAAUAAAUACUGGCUGUGCAUUUCCUCUGGAGGGGCCACCAACCCAAAUAGACCAGAGGGUAUCCUCUUUGUUACUGUGUUGGGUUCAUGCUUUGGGGUGUGUAUGAAAAUGUCUCAGCAUGACAAGGUGAGUAUACCUCUUUCGUCUCGUGGGAUACUAGGUCCCAUUACGGUAAGGAACUCCAGGUCAACAGGUGAGGGGUUUGUGACGCGCAUCCCUGGGUGUAAAACAAAGGUAUUUAUUCAUUAAUAAACAGUUGUAGAGUGAAGAAAUUAUACUCAC